Molecule: messenger RNA, 2684 nt
Organism: Anolis sagrei ordinatus
Lineage: Eukaryota; Metazoa; Chordata; Lepidosauria; Squamata; Anolidae
Gene: SV2A
Product: synaptic vesicle glycoprotein 2A
Biological process (GO): chemical synaptic transmission; transmembrane transport
Cellular component (GO): neuron projection; synaptic vesicle membrane
Molecular function (GO): transmembrane transporter activity
Source: RefSeq, a predicted model, not a curated record
CAGCAGCAGCAGCAGCGGAAGAAGAGGAGGAGGCAGAGAGCAUCCUCCUCAGCAGCAUCCCUCGGAGCAUCCUCUCUCCACCACGUCCUUGGGUACCACAAGAGGGCCAUUUCUGUGCCGAUCCACUUCUCUGAGACUUUGGCUUCCCCAACGGAGACUGGAAACGGAUGGGGGUUGUGGUUCGGGGCCCUCAAAGAAGAGAUCCUUCGCUAUCCCUAAGCCCCUGUUAGCUUAGAAGUGGGGUGGCUGGGAGACCCUCUGAAACAAGCGAGAAGCUCCCCGGCGGAGAAGGCUUCCUUCCACAUCCAGACGUCGCUCAACAGUGCACCAUGGACGAAGGCUUCAAAGACCGGACCGCCUUUAUCCGCGGGGCGAAGGACAUCGCCAAAGAGGUGAAGAAGCACGCCACCAAGAAAGUGGGCAAAGGCGUGGACCGGAUGCAGGACGAGUACACCAAGCGGUCCUACACUCGCUUCGAGGAGGAGGAUGAUGACGACGACUACCAACCCCAGGACGGAUACUACCGCGGAGAGCCCUCGGUUGACGACGAAGGCGCCUCCAGCGACGCCACCGAAGGCCACGACGAGGAUGACGAGAUCUACGAGGGCGAGUACCAAGGCAUUCCCCGCAACGACUCCCUGAAAGGCGGGGAGCCCUUGACGGCCAACCAAGAGGCGGUGAGCGAGUUCAGGGACUUUGCGGACCUGGAAGGGGAGAAGAAGAAGGAGAAGGAGGAGCUGGCCCAGCAGUACGAGCUCAUCCUGCAGGAGUGCGGCCACGGGCGCUUCCAAUGGACGCUCUACUUCGUGUUGGGUCUGGCCCUCAUGGCCGACGGGGUGGAGAUCUUCGUUGUGGGCUUCGUCCUGCCCAGCGCCGAGAAGGACAUGUGCCUGUCCGACUCCAACAAAGGCAUGCUGGGUCUCAUCGUCUACCUGGGGAUGAUGGUCGGCGCUUUCUUUUGGGGCAGCCUGGCGGACCGGCUGGGGCGGCGGCAGUGCCUGCUGAUGGCCCUCUCCGUGAACAGCGUCUUCGCCUUCUUCUCCUCCUUCGUCCAGGGAUACGGCACUUUCCUCUUCUGCCGCCUCCUCUCCGGCGUCGGCAUCGGGGGCUCGAUCCCCAUCGUCUUCUCCUACUAUUCGGAGUUCCUGGCGCAAGAGAAGCGGGGAGAGCAUCUCAGCUGGCUCUGCAUGUUCUGGAUGAUCGGUGGCAUCUACGCCUCGGCCAUGGCUUGGGCCAUCAUCCCCCAUUACGGAUGGAGCUUCCAAAUGGGUUCCGCUUACCAGUUCCACAGCUGGCGCGUCUUCGUCUUGGUUUGCGCUUUCCCGUCCGUCUUCGCCAUCGGCGCCCUCACCACCAUGCCGGAGAGCCCACGCUUCUUCCUGGAGAACGGGAAGCACGACGAGGCUUGGAUGGUGCUGAAGCAAGUCCAUGACACCAACAUGCGGGCCAAGGGACACCCCGAACGGGUCUUCUCGGUGACCCAUAUCAAGACCAUCAAACAGGAGGACGAACUGGUCGAGAUCCAAUCCGACACGGGGGCUUUGCACCGGCGCUGGAUGGUCCGUUGCUUGAACCUUUCGCAACAGGUCUGGGCCAACAUCCACCAAUGCUUUGCUCCCGAAUACCGCCGGGUGACGCUGAUGAUGAUGGCUGUGUGGUUCACCAUGUCUUUCAGCUACUACGGUUUGACUGUCUGGUUCCCCGACAUGAUCAAGCACCUCCAGAAUAUCGAGUACGCCUCCCGGACGAAGGUCUUCAUCAACGAGACGGUGCGCCACAUCACGUUCAACUUCACCUUGGAGAACCAGAUCCACAGCCGAGGGGAGUACUUCAAUGACAAGUUCAUCGGCCUCAAGAUGAAGUCCAUCUCCUUCAUCGACUCGCUGUUUGAGGAAUGUUAUUUCGAGGACGUCACGUCUAGCAAUACCUUCUUCAAGAACUGCACGUUCAUCUCCUCCGUCUUCUACAACACAGACCUCUUCGAGUACAAGUUCAUCAACAGCCGGAUCAUCAACAGCACCUUCCUCCACAACAAGGAGGGCUGUCAGCUGGACUUCAGCGAUGACAACAACGCCUACAUGAUCUACUUUGUCAGCUUCCUGGGCACCUUGGCAGUCCUCCCGGGGAACAUCGUCUCCGCCCUCCUGAUGGACAAGAUCGGGCGCCUACGGAUGCUGGCCGGCUCGAGCGUCAUGUCUUGCAUCAGCUGCUUCUUCUUGUCCUUUGGCAACAGCGAGUCGGCCAUGAUCGCCCUCCUGUGUCUCUUCGGCGGGGUCAGCAUCGCCUCCUGGAACGCGCUGGACGUCUUGACCGUGGAGCUCUAUCCCUCGGACCGGCGGACGACCGCCUUUGGGUUCCUCAACGCCUUAUGCAAGCUGGCCGCCGUCCUGGGCAUCAGCAUCUUCACGUCUUUCGUGGGCAUCACCAAAGCGGUGCCCAUCCUCUUGGCGUCGGCGGCGCUGGCCGUGGGCAGCUCUCUGGCCCUGAAACUGCCGGAGACGCGGGGGCAAGUUCUACAGUGAGAGAGAGAGAAAGAAAGAGAGAGAGAGGGAAAGAGAGAGAGAGAUUGAUUCACACUCGGGCCCUGUCCUGCCCUUGCCCCUUUCCCACUUUUGGGAGAGAUUUAGAGUCGUAGAGACACUGUGACCGUCGUCUUAAUGUCGUUCUCAUUUCAACAAAAGGGG